This is a messenger RNA of Tetrahymena thermophila SB210, 699 nucleotides long. Its product is annotated as cytochrome b5-like heme/steroid-binding domain protein. The transcript has 5 exons. The record is from RefSeq and is a predicted model, not a curated record. NCBI's taxonomy places the organism in Eukaryota, Ciliophora, Oligohymenophorea, Hymenostomatida, Tetrahymenidae.
AUGAGUUCAAAUGAAAAAACAAAUAAAUAGUUUCUUCCUAAGCCAUAUACUUAAAAAAGAUAUUAUACCAUAGAAGAUUUGAAAGUGCAUAAUUAGGCUAAUGAUUGUUGGCUUACAUUCUUCAAUCAAGUUUAUGACAUUACUCCUCUAAUCUAAUAAAAUAUUAAUUCGCCAUUGACAAGGCCACUUAUAGAGGCGGCAGGUACUGAUAUUACAUAUUGGUUUGAUCCUAAAAAUAAAGAACCUAGGAGAAUGAUUGAUGUAAAUACAGGAUUAGAGAAAUUUUACUGUCCUAAAGGAGAAUAUUUACAUAUCCCUCCUUUAGGUCCUGAAACUAAUUUUGAUCUCUAAGAAGUGCAAACUCCUUGGUGGAGAAAUUCACUCUAUUUCAUUGGACGCCUUACUGUAAGAAGUGUUAAAAUAAAAAUCAUAAAUAUGUUGACAGAACAUUCAGAUAUAAUUGAAGUGCCUUGUGAAGAAACAAUAAACGAAAUAUUAGAAAGAUACAAAGAAAUAAAUAAGCAUGCAGCAAGUUAUACAUGGAAAAGAUUAGGAAGGCCUCUUGAUAUGGAGUUAAACUUAGAGGAAAAUAAUAUUAUAGAUUAAACUGAAGAGUUUGAAAGGUUGGGAGUUCCUGAGAAAGAUUGGUAUUGGCCUGUAAUUCAUUUAUAUUUCGAUGAUGAUUUAACUGUUGCUUGA